This is a messenger RNA of Bradysia coprophila, 3518 nucleotides long. RefSeq names its product SAGA factor-like TAF6 (gene Saf6). The record is from RefSeq and is a predicted model, not a curated record. NCBI's taxonomy places the organism in Eukaryota, Metazoa, Arthropoda, Insecta, Diptera, Sciaridae.
AAAGCGGAAUGGCGGAAACGAAUUUUAUGAGUCGAAAGAAAUUGAAGUAAAGUUUUGGUACUCUUAUCGAAUACAGUAAAAUAUAUUGACAGAUAUGACGUCACAUUCGGCAAAUAGCAGUGAUAAUGAUAAGGUGAACAGUAAAAAUCACAAUAAAAAGUCAAACAGUCCGCGAUCGAAAAAGAAGCCCAAUUCACUGCGUUCACCGACAACAAUGUUGCCACAAUCCAGUUCUGUUUCUGGAAAUGAAUCCAUUGGAUUGAAUAGUCUAUCUGGCAAAGAGAAGCCACAUCAUAAAUCGUACGCCGGUCUUGCAUCGAAAUCGAUAAAGUGUAUUUGGGAACAGUUUGAUACCAGUGAAACCGAAGUCAAUCCAGAAGUUUAUGGUCGAUUGGCUGAGGAUGCAACAUACAAACUGUGGGAACUAUGUAAUAACCUGAAAACGUACACUCGACAUUCCGGCGGAAAGCUAACCGUCGAUUUGACGAACGAAGUCCUUAAAGAUGCUGACGUUCCGCCGGUGAUUGGAGCUGGCAUCAAUAACUGGGAUCAAAUCGAUUAUGAUGGGACGUACUACUUUCAUUUCGAUGAAGUGCUCGAGCUGCGAGAUGAAUACAAUAAAGAGGUAACAUUAAACCAGCCGGGACCGUUGAACCUUUCAUCGAAUUGGUUUGCAAAUAAAAAGUCGGUGAAGAAUUUAGAGGGUUUAAGUACGUCUCUCAGCAAUGCAAUUUUCACGGGUAACGAUGCCGCAUUCAAAUAUGCAAUUCAAGCGACCACCAUCAACCCAUACAUUGGAUGCAUUCUACAGCCACUUUUGAAUAAGAUUUUAUCGAUGAUCGUCAUUACAUACACCGAUGAAACACUCGAUCGAGCCAUUAAAUUUCUGUCAGCAAUCGUGUACAAUUACAACAGUCGCGAAGCGACAGCAAACUAUCAAUUGCUUCACAUGAGUCAAUUGUUAACGUGUUUAAUACUGGGCCCAUUGGAUUUAAACCAACAUCUGAGCGACGAACAAAAGAAAAUGGAGGAAAAAAUCAACCAAAUCGCCGGUGAGCUGGAACAAUCUCCGACAACCAAUAAUAUUUUCCAAUUGGAUGGCAUUCAAUCUCACAUAAAGACAACAUCGCUGAGUGAUCAAAUUGAUUUCGUUAAACAAGAGGGAAUGUACUACGAGGAUAUGAAAGAGAUCGAGCCGACCACUUCGUAUUCGACGAUUGAUGACUUUCAAGCGGUCAUGCAAAUUAUGCGAAAUGAGGGAUUCGACAAAAUGGAUGGUGUGGCUUGCAAGAAGCCAAAAAUCAAACACGAACUGAAAGACAGUGCAUACGAAUUUGAGGUCGGUACCAGCUACGAAGUUCAGGAUUUUAUACCGGUGCAGCAACCAACAUUUGUACCUGUAUCGGAUGACAAAAUUUUCCAAGACACAAAACUAUCGUUGAUAGAAACACCUGGCAAAUACUCGUCUCUAGUUACUCGGAUGUGUGAUGAUCGGUUCGUCGACGAUUUAUGCUCAUUGGUUGGAAAUAUGGCGGCGAAUUGGGGCUACUUUGAAGGUGAAAUCAUUUUCAUUUUAACAAAGCGACUGGAAAUUUACUUCAACUUGAUGGAAAUCAGCAACACUCCAGACUACCAAUGGCUAAUGAGAAUCGUGCGACUGCUUUCUGUAUUAGGAGAAUAUGCUUUCCGGGAGUUGACGGUCUACUUCGAUAAAAUCGAUCCACUCGUAGUUCCCGAAUGUCUUCAAUGCCACCUGAAUUUCCCUGCCAUAUUUCUGCGCGGUCGAGAAGACAUAUUUUUUCAUGAAUAUUUAAACGAUCUCUGUGGAGACGGACUGCUUCCAUUUAUGUUAUAUUUUUCAAAUUAUACUCUUAAGAAGUCACAAACGAAACGAAAAUCGGUGGAGCCCACAUUUAAAAUCGCUCCGAAAUUGGUGCUGCGAACAAUAAACAAAAUUGAAAAUAAAAUCUCCACACUGGAUGAUGCGUUCCCCGAGCGAGCGUCACUCAAACGGCGAAAUAUUGGAUUCAAAUUUGCCGGAUGCUGUCCGGUUAUAUUGAAAUCGAAAUUGCCAUCACCGGCCGAUGUUAUUCAGCAGGCAGAUUUGUUGACGAAUUUCAACAACAAGGUGGUGAUUUGCAAGAGGAAAUUGUUAAAGUCCAUUACCGAUGCGAAGAGCAUUGAACAAAAAAGUGAUUUUCGAUGGUUAAGGAUCUCGUAAUUUUAAGAUUUCUCAUUUUAUUAAAACACAAAUUACAAACAGAAAUCCAAACAAAUCAGUCGAAGAAAUCUGGUGUAAGAAAUUCACUCGUCGAUAUAUAUUUCCCCGUCGCAGCCUUCGAUAUCCUCCGGUGAGAAGAAACCGCCAUGAACCGUUGACAAGUGUGCGUAAAUUUCAGAAUCAGUACUCAGCACUCCGCAUACCCAACACCAAUGGGCAUUACAAACAGUUCCAUCGGUGAGUACGUUUUGACAGGUAAUAUGAUUACAGCCUCCAUACUUCUCCGUUAGGACUUUGCAUUUCGGACAUUCUUUAGCGAGUGUGUGGUGAGUGUCAACACAAUCCACACAUUGAAAGUCGACAAUCUCCUGCUGUUCGCGUCCGCAUUCACGUGGCAUAGCUUGUUUAAUUGCAAAACACUUCAAGCACCACGCAUAAAUAUAGGCCGGAUCGAAUGCUGUAACGUCCAUAGUAUUCAUCAGAGUGCAUAGUGCACGAUUGUAUUGUUUGACAAUUUUUAAGGCAGGUAUUCGCUUGCAAUAGCAGCAUACUAGCUGAGCAGGUUGACAAACACGACCGGGUGCCAGUUGAUUGUACCAUGAAUUGAGACAUUUUCGGCAGGCUUCUAUUGAGCAGCCUUUUUUCGUAAGGCCACAGAUGGGCAAAAGUUUGUCAGAUGGAACUUCUUCGAAGCAAAUCAUACAUUGCGACGCCUUCAGUUUCAUAAGAAGCGAAAUGAGUGUUUGUUGUAUCUCCUUCACAUUCCAAACCUCCUUACGCGACUCGCCGACCAUGAAUGAAUGGUUCAUCAGUUCCUUUUCGUCAAUGUUUUCGAAAUUCCGCAUCACCUUCUGUUUUUCCUCUAUUGACAUCUUAAAGACUCUGGUUUUGUCGUCGAAGAAAGUGACAGGAUCAAUGUCCAUACCAAUAAAUCGUGCCCCAUUUUGACGAACGUAUUUCUCCACAGUCAGGUUGCAUUUCUGUCCAACUCUGAUGUUGUUUUGCGCACAAACAGCGCAAGUAUAAUCUGACAAUGGGAGCGAGCGUUGGUACAAAAACUUGCUCUUACACAAUUGGCAUGUAACUGAUGGUGCCACUUUACCCAGACGACAGAAGUGACACUUUGCUCUGCAUCUUAAAUCAUCCUUUGCGUAAACAGCGUAAUGAACCAGACAUUUUCGACACUCGCACAUCCAGCUGUCUGUUUCUGAUUUCGGUUCUAAGUAACUGACUCCAUCGUUCAAAAGGCACAAAGCGCAAGUAUCAUCCAAUAGCAAUGUCACCGAGCGCCAUUGUC